Penicillium subrubescens is the source of this 2253-nucleotide messenger RNA. RefSeq lists its product as uncharacterized. The record is from RefSeq and is a predicted model, not a curated record. Lineage: Eukaryota; Fungi; Ascomycota; Eurotiomycetes; Eurotiales; Aspergillaceae. Bases 1 to 2253 code for a protein of 750 amino acids. Gene Ontology annotation, cellular component: cytoplasm. The transcript has a single exon.
AUGGUGAAGCGCACUCUCGACUCCGACUCCACAACACAACGUAGAGUCAAGCCUACUCUCGUUGACUGGAGGCCAUUCAAGAUCACCAACUUGGACGAUGGCGAGGUCGUACACCAGACCUCCCUUAUUAUUCAUGGCGAAUGCCAGAAUUUUGAUUAUGCCGAGGAAACCAACUAUGUUUCGGUCUCUACAUCUGAUAUCCUGAAGCGGUCUCAUUCAGCCCAAAACUGGCCACUGAACAAAGGCCAGUGGAGUGCACUCGUGAUGCUUUCCCCGGGAACCAACAAGCUGUCCUUUAAGCUUCAUCACGUUGGAGGAAUUUCAGGUUCUCUGGAAAUUUCCGUCAACUAUCUUCCCCUAUUGCAACUGCCUCCCCUACAUCUCGCUAUCCUCGUUGCAAAGGACUCGUCUCUACUUAUCGACUGCCCGCCAGCAAAGUAUGGGGGAGUGUCUAGCGCCCAUAGCAGCAUUGAUGCAGCAAUCUCCAAGCUUCGCAUGUCAGCAUACAUGUGGCAGGCCUUCACUGCCGAGGACUUCCGCCAGAAAGGACUCGGAAGACGCUCGUUCCGCCUGGAGGAGGAAUGGUCCCCCAAUACUACCAUGCAAAAGACCCAUCAAUAUGUUCCAGGUGACAGCAAUCAGAUGGGCCCUAUGGCAAAGGUUCAUAUUAUCCGGUCGGAGAAGACCGUCGCAGAGCUCAGGAAUGCCAACGUUGCGCAGCAAAACCCGCGUGGCCGGGACCGAGAUGCCUUGCACGGUUAUUUCGAACAAGCAUUGAUUGAUGCUGGUGCUCCCUUCGAUUCCAAGAGUCGACCAAUCGUUGCUGGUUUGAUUCUGGAUUCCCAUUACUCUACCCAGCAAUCCCUGAUCACGGCACAUGCGGCCCUGGGUUGCCACAAGCCCGGUGGUGUCUCCCUGGGAAUUUUUGGAAGCCAUCUUACCUACUCCUGGCCACGCUUCAUCGAGGAGAUUCCUGCCUGCCUGACAGACAUGACUCAUCCUGGAGAGACCGUUGGCAACGACAAUGGCGAGUGUGACACCAUGCGUGGCGCAUGCUUCGUCGGCCAAGGUGCAUUUAUGCACGAGGUGGGCCACGCAUUUGGUGCUGGCCAUACCACGGGUAUCAUGGCCAGAGGUUAUAGCAAAUCCUGGGGUAUGAACUUCAUUCAACACAAGGACAACGGGUCGAUGAAGAACGAGGCGAAAUGGGAUUUGCAAGACACGCUGCAGUUCAAGUUGUUACCGCAUUUCGCUCUUCCCGGUGACGAUCCCGUGACAAAGUCGUUCCAGAAGGCUAAUGUGAAGAUUGGAGUUUCUCUGGGAGGAGAUGAUGACCCCAUGGAUCCUGAGGAUAAGACUGAGGGCCUGAAGAUUUCGUGUUCUGCAGGACUUGCGCAGGUGAAGAUCCAGACUGGCGAGGGUAACCCUGUCGUCCAUGACUUUAUGGGAGAUGGCAAGCCUCCUUGCACCGAGUUCAAAAUUACCGAAAUUCGAGAGGAAUUUGACCAGACCAAACCUCUGAAGAUCACUGCUCUGGGAUUGAAUGGCAACAAACGUGUCGUUGCAGACUUCUGGGCCUUGCUCAAGGAUCUUCCUUUCGUUCUUAUUCCAGACAGCGACGUUGUUAUUCAGAAGCAAUCUGUUCGGUCCCGAAAUCUCGAAGCGGCUGAAAACGAUGACAACUUCAUGAAGUGGGCCAUGCUUCUUCACCACCGUGGCGCAGAUGGCAAAUUGCAUCCUGCUACAUCAAUUGAUCUCCGGGUCGGAUGCACCAUGGAUGGAGCCGUUGUUUACUACGCUGAUGGUAAGCACGCCAAUUGUGGUCCGGCGCGAAACAGUCACAAUGGCCAACCGCACCGCUUUGGUGGACACGCGUCGCAGCGACGUGACAUCCCUGCUGGCGAGCAGAUCACCCAGGUCAAGAUCUGCAAGAGAGACGACGGAUGGGGAAGUCUGUCGGGCAUUCGGAUGACUCUGAGCAAUGGAGAGACCUGGGGUGCUCUCAACACUACUGGCAAUGGCGACGAUGAGGACGAGGACGACGACAACGAUAGCUCUGACGAGAAUGAUCAGAAGGAUGAAUCUGAUAUCGUGAUCCUGGAACCAGCAGAGGAUGAGGUCAUUGUUGGAUUCUAUGGAAAGAGCGAUAAGGGCUGUGGGUUCACCUAUGAGUUUGGUAUCUUGACUGUCCCGAAGGGAGUAGAGCUACCGGAGAACGCUUAUGAUAUGGCGGAACUGAGAAAUGAUUUUUGA